Molecule: messenger RNA, 5768 nt
Organism: Lymnaea stagnalis (great pond snail)
Lineage: Eukaryota; Metazoa; Mollusca; Gastropoda; Lymnaeidae
Source: the annotation of a GenBank genome assembly
UCCCAAUGCCACAGUGGGCAGGGGGAAAAUCGCUCACUGUGAGUCGCCAUAACAAUCAUAGUGGUGGGACGCUCUCGUCAUUUCUGAGCACGCGUAAAAAAAUUCCAGACAUUUCAAUUUUUGUUAUUGUAUCCAUUUAUUUGGUGUGUGUGCUUUCUACUGUGGGUAACAAGAGGUAAUACAACCGUAAUCUGGUAACAGUGCCGGCCAUCUGAAAAUAUGUUGUUGUUGAUUUUGGUGGCGGUGUUGCUGAUCCAGUGUGAUGCAGGUGAGUUGUGUUGCGACCAGCUGUGUUAGUGGCAGGUCUCUUGUUGAGUAGUAGGUCAGCUGUUCACUGGCUGGUCAGCUAUGUAGUGACAAGUCAGCUGUUUACUGGCUGGUCAGCUAAGUAGUGACAGGUCAGCUGUUUACUGGCUGGUCAGCUUUGUAGUGACAGGUCAGCUGUUUACUGGCUGGUCAGCUAUGUAGUGACAGGUCAGCUGUUUACUGGCUGGUCAGCUAAGUAGUGACAGGUCAGCUGUUUACUGGCUGGUCAGCUUUGUAGUGACCAGUCAGCUGUUUACUGGCUGGUGAGCUUUGUAGUGACAGGUCAGCUCUUUACUGGCUGGUCAGCUAUGUAGUGACAAGUCAGCUGUUUACUGGCUAGUCAGCUAAGUAGUGACAGGUCAGCUGUUUACUGGCUUGUCAGCUUUGUAGUGACAGGUCAGCUGUUUACUGACUGGUCAGCUAUGUAGUGACAGGUCAGCUGUUUACUGGCUGGUCAGCUAAGUAGUGACAGGUCAGCUGUUUACUGGCUGGUCAGCUUUGUAUUGACAAGUCAGCUGUUUACUGGCUGGUCAGCUUUGUAGUGACAGGUCAGCUGUUUACUGGCUAGUCAGCUUUGUAAUGACAGGUCAGCUGUUUACUGGGUGGUCAGCUAUGUAGUAAAAGGUCAGCUGUUUACUGGCUGGUCAGCUAUGCAGUGACAGGUCAGCUGUUUACUGGCUGGUCAGCUUUGUAGUGACAGGCCAGCUGUUUAUUGGCUGAUCAGCUUUGUGGUGACAGGUCAGCUGUUUACUGGCUGGUCAUUUAUGUAAUGAAAAGUCAGUUGUUUAUGGGCUGGUCAGCUUUGUAAUGAUACGGUAGCUGUUUAGUGACAGUUAAGUUGCAUAAGAGUAAGUCCAUUGUAUUGACUGGUUAGUUGCUAAAUAACUGGUCUGUUGGUAGUGGCAGAUCAGUUGUUAGUGACUGGUCAGUUGGGUAGUAACUGGUCAUUUGGGUAGUAACUGGUCAGUUGAGUAGUAACUGGUCAGUUGGGUAGUAACUGGUCAGUUGGGUAGGAGCAGAUCAGUUUUUAGUGAUUGGUCAUUUGGGUGGUGGCACCCCAGUUGUUUAGUGUCUGGUCAGUUGGGUAAUGGCAGGCCAGUUGUUUAGUGACUGGUCAGUGGCGAAGGGUUGCUUUUCUGUUUAAGUUGUGAGAAUGUUAAGAGGCAAAGUCCUAAAGGCAGUAAGAAACACCAAGAGAGGGAAGGGCGCCUAACUCUGGAACCACGAGUGUCACAAACUAAUUAACUAAUUCAUCGGUCCUACCAUUCGAAACCUGAAACCAAUGCUGCUCCUAGAUCUGAGAAUUCAUUUUAUGAACAUUGCCUCUACUACUGACCAUUACCGUUUAGUGGUCAGAGAACGGUAACCAUGUUUUUUUAUCAUAAUCAAAGAUACUAUAAGAUGAGAUAAGAUGAGAUAAGAUGAGAUAAGAUGAGAUAAGAUGAGAUAAGAUGAGAUAAGAUGAGAUAAGAUGAGAUAAGAUGAGAUAAGAUGAGAUAAGAUGAGAUAAGAUAAUAUAAGAUGAGAUAAGAUGAGAUAAGAUGAGAUAAGAUGAGAUAAGAUGAGAUAAGACGCUUUCAUUGAUCGAAUUAAAUGGAAAUAAUUGUUUUUUAUUCCCUUGUACAUAUUCAUUUUCAGCACAUAAAUAAAUGCAUAUUUUAGCCAAGACUACGUUUUAUAAUGUUAACAAAUUAAACACAUGAUAUCGAGACUGGUUCUCUAGCGUGUCAAAACAGCCACUGGAGAAUAAGUGAAGACAUUUGCUAACUCCGAUAGUGUACACUUUUUAAAGGUAGAAAUGGUUGUGGUUGACUUUUUUUUAACACUAUUUUGGCCGUGUUCAUCCCACGAGCAUAUUAUCAAUGGUGACACCUGGGUAUUUAUACGUCUCCAUUUGAUCUAAAAUGUUAUUUUUUAAUUGAUUUUUUUUUUUUUUAAAUUAUGAAAUUUUCAAUUUGGGCGCAAUCCCCCCCCCCCCCUUUUUUUUUUUUUUUUAUUUUAUUGAUUUUUAAUUUUGGGCCCACCCCCCCCCCCCCCCCUUCUGUAAAAUUAACAAGCUUUUUUUUUUUUUUUUUUUUUUUUUUUUUUUGAGACAUUCGGCUGAAGUGACAGAAGAACUUUUUUUAUCGCACCAACUGUAACAGCUUAAGUUAAGGACAUUUUUGUUUUUUCUCUUCAAUUUUCCCAUUUUAAACCAAGACAUUUUAAAAUAGCUUUGCACCUUGGGAUUCGAAAACGAAAAAAAUUGUUAUAAUUAUUUGUGAUGACAUAGAGAAGCUCUUCUGUUUCUGAGGUAUGGUUUUGAAAACAACAAAAAAGUGUCGUGAUGUCGGUCAGCAGCAGUGGCGACGCUACACCAGGUCCCGCCGGGCCCUCGGACCUGGUAAAAAAAACUUGGGACCUGGCAAAUGACCUGGUCAAUUUUUAUUAGUUACUCAUAUUGUAUAUAUGCUCAUUAAGCGUAAACUACAUUACAUGUAAGAGAAUUUAUUUGGGACCCGCCAAAUUUUUUUAAGACCUGCAAGGGAUCCGCCAUGUUAAAUUUGAUGGCGUCGCCACUGGUCAGCAGUAAUCAUAUUUAUGUUAGAUGUGCCCGGAAUAUCAGAUUUACGUGAUAAUACUUGAUCUUUUGUUGUUUCUUUGUUGUUGUUGUUUUAAGAGUUUUUUUUUAAAGUAUGUCUUGAACUGAACUGUUUACAGCUCCCGACAAACCAGGACAAAGGUUAAAAAAAAAACAAUACGAAUGGUCACUUAUGAUUAGAGUUAGAGGUCUCAUUUUGUAUCUUCUUCUUCUUAUAUUUGAGGGGGCCCACGAUCAAUGUGUUGAUCAUUCUCGCUCCUGGUUUAAAUUCAGAGUUUGCUUUCUCUUAGAUGGGUUUCCGUCCAACGAGUCCCAUCCACCCGGAGUGCUUGAGAUGCUGGCUUUGGUGGGGAUUGAACUCCAGACCACCAGCUAUUUGGUUUGAGACAGUUUAGACCUCUCGGCCACCCAGAAUAAAGGACACAUUUCACGCAUUGUUACUAUGGGUAGCUGGGACGACUUUUUGGUUAAGACUUUUACCCCUCUUUCAAUUUAUAUAACUAUAAUUAAUUCAGGUCUCUACUUCUCAAAGUGCUUGGCACCACCGGGAACAUCUGCGCACGACUUCCUGUCACGUGACCUCGGCGACAGCUAUGACGUUAGCAUUGCCCGUUUGACCAAAGGAAAGCUGACUAUGGUUGUCAACGUGGCUACUUUCUGCAGUAAAGUUUAUUUGAUUCAUAUCUCUUAUAAUUCAGUAUUUUAUUGGACCUUAAAAGAUUGUAACCUGUAAAUCUUGUUGAAAAUCAAUGGUUUUUUUUUUCUUGUUUUUGUAUUGGUUUAUUUUUUUAUAUAUUUAUUUUUGUAUUUAUUUUUAUUUUUUUUUUUUUUUUUUGGGGGGGGGGGGGGGGUUAAAGAAUUUCGUUUUUUUUUUGGAAAACAAAUNAAUAUGUUAUUAAAUCCCAUGGCAAUAAUAAUAAUAUUUUAUAUAUAUAUAUAAUUACAUUUAUUGACAUUACAUUGCUUUAUAAUGUUUAAUUUUUUUUUAAAUAUUUUUUUUUUUAAUUUCAAAAGGAUUUUACAAAUAUCUUCUAUUGCCUAUUGACUCAGUUAGUUAAUGAAUUAUUUAAAUAGUUAACAUUUGAUCCCAAAUAAUUCCCUUCAAAUAUAUGUUGUAAAAAUAAAAGAAUUUUUUUUUGGGGGGGGGGAUUUUCAAAUCAUCUUGUUUUGUUGUGUGUUUUUUUUUGGUCCUAAGCCUUCACCAAACAGUACAUCCAAAUGAACCAACUCUUGGCCUCGUUACCACCUUACGAAUUCACCAUCCUCGGCUUCCCUAGCAACCAGUUUGGUCACCAGGAACCGGGGGCGAACCGCACGGAGAUAUUAAAUGGCCUCUACUACGUCAGACCGGGUCGUGGAUACACGCCACAUCCCAACAUGCACUUGAUGUUAAAAGGUGACGUCAAUGGCGACAAGGAGUCGGAGCUCUACGCCUAUUUAAAAGUGAGUAGGGGGAGGCAUGCGAACAAAAUAAUAUUAGUCGUGUAAGGGCAGAAUCUUUUUAGGCGUCCUUGAAAGCUCUUCAGUAGCUUAGCCUAACCAUAUGAUGGGUUUUAAGUAAAAUAGCAAGGACUCACUGCAUGUUUGAACUCUGUGAACAUUGGCAGGAUUAUAAUUUAUAAAAUAAUUUAUAGUUUUUUUUUAAAAUCAGUUAUUCAAAUUGUAUGUGUGUAUGUUACGCCCCUGUCAUAGAAUCCCACCAAUCUAAAAUGUAUGUUUCACUGUCGCAGAAACUGUCAAUCUUUGAUCCACUUCCGUUGAAACAAAAAUUUCUGCUCCGUUAACAUCAGUGUGAAUAUGUGUCCACAUAACAAAAUGUAUGUUUUGAGAUAUACGAUUUAUUGAUAUGACACUCCACUGCGACUCCACGCAAAGCUCAGCCUAUAAGUAUAAGGUCCAUUGACGCAUUUGUCUUUAAAAGACUAAGUCUCUACUUAUAUUACCUCCAAAAUAAUCAAGCCAUUCCUUUGUUUUCUAUCUCCGAAGGUCGCCUGCCCCAACCCCACCACGGCAGCAUUCAACACACGCGAGAGCUUCUGGGAACCAAUCAAAAUCAACGACAUCGCGUGGAAUUUCGAAAAGUUUCUGGUCUCCCCUAGCGGCGUCCCUCUUUACCGCUUCCGGUCUAUGGUGGAACCACGUGACCUCGUGGGGAUCCUGGAAGCGCUCCUGGCACCUGCUGUCAAUGUUCAUACCCAGGCGCGGGAGCUCGAGGGGUUGUUGGCUGACCUUGACGCUACUGUGGACGCCUGGGAAAAGGCAGUGACACUUUAAAUGAUUGCUUGAAAACUUUGUGAAAUAAAAAUGUGCAUUUGAUUAUGACGUCAGUUUUGAUUUGAAGUGGGCGUCAAAUACGUUAUUUAAAUUUUAUUAAUUAUUUCGUGUUUUGUUGUUUUUUUUUACUAAUUAAUUUUCAAUAGGGAUAAGUAAGAGGUAGAGGAUGUGAAAAGGGCAUAAAAUAAAGGUUUUUGGGAAAAGGGCAUAAAAUAAAGGUUUUUGGGAAAAGGGCAUAAAAUAAAGGUUUUUGGGAAAAGGGCAUAAAAAAAAGGUUUUUCUGAUUUGUAGUCUAAUGUUUAUAAUGUACAUGCUGUAUCAGCAAAAAGUAUAUUUUCCAAGGGAUUUCGGUAUAUUUAGUGGGAGGAAGUAAUCCCUGAAUCCUCCUUCCGUUCAACACGGUUUUCAGCUCUUUUAAUGUAUCGACAUAAAAUAUUUGAAGCUUUGUGUAUGUGUAGUUCUCUUUUAAACGACUGCCUUUUCUUCUUCUUUUUUUUCGGUGCUCUUAUCACGGCCCAGAUUUUCCCGAAUGAAAGUCGGGCAACAGUCAGGUGCCGCCAGACCUAAGGUGGCCCCCAGAGGGUCAUGAGGUCUCAAUCCAGCCCGG